AUGUUCAGUCUCUCGAACCAUCCACGAUGGCAGCCGGAACGCCCUUCCCGAGGGGCGCACAAGUCGCGGAGGCACCGAACCAGACGCCACAGAUCCGGCAAACCGAAAGAGGAGGCGGGCGGCGGCAACGCGGACGACACCCAUCCGGCCACCGCGGUGAUCCGGCGGCACAGCUCGUGGAGCUCCUGGCUGCUGAUGCCGCUGAUGAUGGUCUCCUACCUGCCCUGUGAGGCCUGGGGCACCACCUUCAAGAUCGCGCUGGUGGGGCCGUGGACGUGCGACCCCAUGUACUCCAAGGCCCUGCCCGACCUGGCCGCCCGCUUGGCCAUGAGCCGCAUCAACAAGGACCCCGAGCUGAACAAGGGCUACUGGUACGACUACGCGCUGGUCAACGAGGACUGCCAGACCGCGCGGGCGCUGGCUCGAUUCGCCGAGCUGGAGGGCUACGGCGCAGCUUUCGUGGGCCCGGCUAACCCCGGCUACUGCUCGCCCGCUGCACUUCUGGCCAAAAACUGGGACAAGGGCAUCCUGUCGUGGGGCUGCCUGAAGCCGGCCAUGAACGAGGACGGCAUGUUCCCCACCUUCCUGCGACCCGUACCGCUGCCUUCGCGCGUGCUCUUCUCCGUGCUGCGCUUCUUCAGGUGGGCGCACGUCAGCAUCAUCGCCGAGGAGGCCGACCUGUGGGAGGCGACCGGGUACGAGCUGGCGAAGUCGCUGCGUGCCCUCGGCCUGCCCGUCGGCUCGGUGUCCAUCAUGGAGCUGGACCAGGAGGGCCCACGCAGAGCGCUGGAGAAGAUCCGCCACACGGAUCACUCCAAAGUGAUCAUCAUGUGCAUGCACUCAGUACUGAUCGGCGGGGACGCUCAGUACAAGCUUCUGACCACAGCCAUGGACAUGAGGAUGAUUGACCGAGGCUACAUUUUCAUCCCCUACGACACCCUGCUCUACUCUCUGCCGUAUAAGAACGCAGAGUACCCUAUACUCGUCAACGACUACAAGCUACGGCGGGCCUAUGACGGAGUGCUCACUGUGACCAUGGACCAGGGAGAGAACUCAUUCUUCGAGGCGUUCAAAGAGGCCCAGGAGAAACACGACAUCCGGUCCAGCACCCCACCUGAACAGGUUUCUCCGUUCUUUGGCACCAUCUACAACAUGCUCUACUUCACGGCCAAGGCGGCGGAGCAGCAGCGGGCGGCAACCGGGCGCUGGGUAUCGGGCACUACGCUGCCCAGCGGCGACGGCGGCUUCGAAUUCGACGGCUUCAACCAGAAAGUGUACGCCGACACGGAGGGCGAGGGCAUGCAGGUGAAAUACGUGGUGCUGGACAACAACGGCCUCAACGGCAAGCUCCAGUCCACGCACGUCCUGGAGGCUUCGCACACCGCCGGCCGGUUCGGCGGCCUCAAGUACCUGGGCCGCUCCAUCCACUUUGCCGGCGCCACGCCGAGCAGCGACUCCAACUGCUGGUUCAGUCCCUACAUUGCCUGCACAGGAGGUAUCAGUGGACUAGCACUGUUCUUCCUGUUCCUUGUUCUGGUUGCCGUCGGUGGAGGAGCCUUUGUCUAUAUCAAGAGAGGGGGUUCGCUUGGCUUCAGUUUUGGUGGUGGAGGAGGAAAGAUUGUUCUGAACCUCGAUGACCUGGUCUUCAUCAACACACAGCUCAGCCAAAGGAAACUGAAUGAGGACAGUAUGGUGAAGAGUCAGCUGGAUGUGAAGACGCCACGCCAUUCUGUGUCCGGUCGAAGCUACAUAACCUCCACUCCAGACUGCUCCAAUGUGGCUGUCCUUGAGGGUGACUGGGUGUGGUUGAAAAAGUGCCCGAAUGCAGGUGCCGUGUCUUCUGUUAAUGAUUCUACUCAGACAAUGUUUAUAAAGUAUCGAGACAUGAGGCAUGAGAAUAUGAAUCUGUUCCUGGGGCUCUUCUUGGAUUCUGGGAUCUUUGGCAUUGUCACAGAGCACUGUACCAGGGGAAGCCUAGAAGAUCUAAUCAACAGUGAGGAGAUGCGGCUGGACUGGAUGUUCAAGUCCUCCUUACUGUUGGACCUAAUCAGGGGGAUGAAGUAUCUGCACGGCAGGCGCAUAGUCCACGGGCGUCUGAAGUCUCGGAACUGUGUUGUGGAUGGGCGCUUUGUGCUAAAAGUCACAGACUACGGCUUCGGAGAGAUCCUCAAAAGCCAAGGCAUCUUGGUGGGUGAAGGCGAUCCAGAAGAUCAAUUGUGGACUGCACCGGAGAUUCUGCGAAACCCAAAUCUGGGCACUUUCCCUGGAGAUGUUUACAGCUUUGCCAUCAUCAUGCAGGAAGUGAUCUCACGCUGCGCCCCUUUCUGCAUGCUCGACAUGCCUCCAAAAGAAAUUAUCAGCAAAGUGAAGACCCCCCCUCCGCUGUGUCGGCCUGAGGUGUCCCUGGAUGAGGCCCCUCUGGAGAUCAUUCAGAUCAUGAAGCAGUGCUGGAGCGAGGAACCAGAGAAGAGGCUGACGUUUGACGAGAUCUUUCGACAGUUCAAGAACGUGAGCAAAGGGAAGAAAACCAACAUCAUCGACUCCAUGCUGCGCAUGUUGGAGCAGUACUCCUCUAACCUGGAGGACCUGAUCCGAGAGAGGACGGAGGAACUGGAGGUGGAGAGAGAGAAAACAGACACCCUCCUGGCUCAGAUGUUGCCCAGAUCUGUUGCUAAGGCGCUGAAGACGGGGAAGCCUGUGAAACCGGAGUACUUCUCCGAAGUGACGAUCUACUUCAGUGACAUCUUGGGCUUCACCACCAUCUCGGCCAUCAGCGACCCCAUUGAAAUAGUCGACCUACUCAAUGACCUCUACAGGACUUUUGAUGGCAUCAUUGGCCUGCACGACGUGUACAAGGUCGAAACCAUUGGAGAUGCCUACAUGGUGGCGUCAGGUGUACCCACCCGUAAUGGGAACCGGCACGCAGCUGAAGUGACCAACAUGUCUCUGGAUAUCCUGCACAGUAUGGGGGCCUUCAGAAUGAGGCAUAUGCCUAAUGUCAAGGUCAAGAUUCGCAUUGGCCUCCAUUCAGGCCCAGUCGUGGCAGGGGUAGUGGGCCUUACAAUGCCACGGUACUGUCUAUUCGGGGACACUGUCAACACAGCUUCUCGAAUGGAAUCCACGAGCUUGUCUUACAGAAUCCAUGCCAACAGGAGCACAGUUGAACUCCUCAGAGGUCUCAAUUGCGGCUAUAAAAUAGUCAGCAGAGGCAUCACAGAACUUAAGGGUAAAGGUGCUGAAGAGACAUUCUGGCUGACUGGUAAAGACGACUUCACCAAGCUCCUGCCCACACCUCCAGACACUAUUCCAGGGGCUAGCAAGGAAGGCCUCAGUCUGGAAGAAGUUCCGCCAGAUAGAAAACAGAGGCUCCUGGACCGACAGAAAAAAUAA
This is a messenger RNA of Sardina pilchardus (European sardine), 3390 nucleotides long. RefSeq names its product guanylate cyclase 2D, retinal (gene gucy2d). The coding region runs from base 1 to 3390 and encodes 1129 amino acids. NCBI's taxonomy places the organism in Eukaryota, Metazoa, Chordata, Actinopteri, Clupeiformes, Clupeidae. Gene Ontology annotation, cellular component: plasma membrane. Gene Ontology annotation, biological process: intracellular signal transduction; cGMP biosynthetic process; receptor guanylyl cyclase signaling pathway. Gene Ontology annotation, molecular function: peptide receptor activity; adenylate cyclase activity; guanylate cyclase activity. The record is from RefSeq and is a predicted model, not a curated record. The transcript is spliced from 18 exons.